AUGGGGAUAGAAAAUGCGGAAGAACCAAAUUCUUCGGAGCCCUUAAUUAAUCCUACCGAUUCAAAUAGAGUAACAAAUGCACCAGAACCAACACUAAGGACUUCGAUUAUUCAUGCUUGUCUUACUGCCAAUUCUACAACUUUAUACACAUACGAUGAUCCGAACUUUGCUCCACUUCUAAACAUUAACUAUGCUGAGCUUGUUUCAAGUAACAUUGGAGCGAUAAACUCAUUACCUGAGAGCAGGGCUGACAAUUAUAAUGUUUCUUCCUACUUAAUGACAUACAAGAAUGACCAAAGAGAGGCGGAAGGGAAAAUCGAUGAUAAGAAAAAGGACAAGUACAUAAAACUUGUACUUUAUUACAACAAGAAACUAAUGAAAAAUAACGACCUGAUUACGUUGGUUAUUCUUUGCGGAGACGAAAUGCUAAAGAGUUUCGUAUACAAUCUUAUGGAUAAAAUUAUGUUUACCUAUCUGAAUGCCUAUUACGAAUCACCUGGACUGACAGCCAACAUGACAACCACCACAAAUUUCGAGUUCAAGAUCAGAAUGAGAGAUAUAAUAAUGGGUGAGCAAGACAAACUUAUCACUUUAACGCAGAACUACGGAGCCGUAAAUGGUGACCUUACUCAUAUUCGUGAAAUUAUGAAUAGUAACAUAGAUAAGAUAUUGGAUCGUGGCCAAUCUUUAGACACAUUGAUAGAUAAGACACAGAAUCUUAACACUUCAGCAAACUCUUUUAGACGUACGGCGAUCUCCGUCAAACGAAAAUUCUGGUGGUCCAAUGUGAAAUCUAUAUUUAUCACAUGUUUAAUCGCCACCAUUGUUCUUUAUUUUCUCAUAGGCCUUGAGUGCGGACUUCCAUUCUACAACAAAUGUGUCCAUCCAUCUCCUCCACAUCAGCCAAUACAUUCCCAUCCCCCUAAAUAA
Messenger RNA from Brettanomyces bruxellensis, 930 nucleotides. RefSeq lists its product as uncharacterized. Gene Ontology annotation, biological process: vesicle-mediated transport; SNARE complex assembly; vesicle fusion. NCBI's taxonomy places the organism in Eukaryota, Fungi, Ascomycota, Pichiomycetes, Pichiales, Pichiaceae. Gene Ontology annotation, cellular component: SNARE complex; plasma membrane. Gene Ontology annotation, molecular function: syntaxin binding; SNAP receptor activity. The transcript has a single exon. The coding region runs from base 1 to 930 and encodes 309 amino acids. The record is from RefSeq and is a predicted model, not a curated record.